CUGACAGAUCGUAGAUCAGUUGACCGGAAAUUUAAGUGUGUUAGUAAAAGUAGUAGUUUGUGUGUCUGUGUGUGUGAUAGUGGUUCCAGAGGCCAUGUGGACAUCCCGUCGUGGAUCUGGAUGCAGUGCACCAUGGACCUGACCAGAUGCCGCGCCGCUUAACCCCACUCUGCCUAACAAAAUCACCGCCGUAACCAUGUAACUGUCCAACAUGCUACUAAAAUCACUAAAACCACUAAAACCAGCCAGCUACAAGUAAAGCCAGCCGCUUUAGAGGAUCGGGAGGAGGAGCAGGAGCAGGAUCAGCUGACGGAGGAGGAACUAGCCGCUCUAGCAGCACAAAACAUACACUGAGAGAAACAGCAUGGCCGGGCCGCAGGUGCAGCACAGUCAGCGACCGAAUAGCGCCUAUUACACGGGUCUGAAUGGUGGUUCCGGCGGCGGCGGAGGAGGAGGAGGAGGAGGAGGAGUUGGGGGAUCCUCCGCCGGAAUGUCAAGCAGUGCAUCGCACACCGGACUGCAUGCCCUGCGCCAGGUGAGCAACGAAACGGAGCUAAUCUACCGUGGAAGCCACAGCAAUGGCACCGUCAACGAGCUGCCCUCGAGCGCCCAGCAUCAUCUGCUCACAGGACGAGCGGCCCAGCAGCAGCACCACCAACAGCAGCAGGUGCAUCACCAGACGGUGAGCAGCAUCGCCGGCACCGGAUCCAGUGUCACAGACGCCCUAAUCAGCACCAUUAAUUCUGGCGGCGGUGCCGGUGGUAGUGGUGGUGGUGGAGGUGGAGGUGGAGGUGGAGGUGGUGGUCCCUCUGGCAGCAGUUGCUCCACGGCAGCAUUGGGCAUUAAAAAGUCGAGCACGCAGCGCAGCAUCGAGAUAAUUGUGGACGCCAGUCAGUGCGGCAAGGAGCUGGUGGCCAGUGGACCGGGAUCGGGUGCAGCGGGCUCUGCAACAGCUAUUGUCUCCACACUGGACGUGGAGGAUGUGGAGCAGGGCGGCGGCGGUCAGGAGUCCUCCUCCUCGCAUAGGAAAUCAUCGCGCCAUCGCCAUCGACCGCUGCACCGGCGGCUGAUCACCUAUCUGCGGAACCUCUUCCAGGGCAGCACCACCCAGAAUGAUUCGGAACUGGAGGAGUUCGAAACGCCGGCAAGGUACAGGCCCGACUCGCUAAGUGCGCUAAGCCGCGCCACACGCUUCACGGAAGACGAGAUCAAACGAAUUUACCGGGGAUUUAAGGCUGAGUGCCCGACGGGCGUCGUCAAGGAGGACACCUUCAAAGUGAUCUACUCGCAGUUCUUUCCACAGGGAGCCAAUCCAACCUUAUACGCGCACUAUGUAUUUAAUACACUGGAUCAGGAUCACAGCGGCAUUGUCAGCUUCGAGGACUUUGUUCAAGGACUUUCGAUACUGUCGCGCGGCUCCGUGGAGGAGAAGCUGCGCUGGACCUUCUCGCUGUACGACAUCAAUGGCGACGGCUUCAUUACGAGGGAGGAAAUGACUGACAUUGUAACUGCCAUAUACGAGCUGAUGGGCCGCCUGCCGGACGAGUGUCCCGAGGAGGAGAAGAUCAAGGGCAAGGUGGAGCAGAUCUUCCAGAAAAUGGAUACCAAUCGCGAUGGCGUGGUCACGCUGGAGGAGUUUCUGGAGGCCUGUCGCAAUGACGACGCCAUCUCCCGGUCGAUGUCCUACACGGUGCCCCGGCGGCGGCGACAUCAGCAGUCGGCACAGCAGCAGCAUCUGCAGCAUCAGAAGCAUCAGCAGGAGCCAGAGAAACGUAAGUCCAACCACAAGACGAAGAACAAGCAACAGCAAAAACAGCAGCAACCACAUAGCACUAGACAUCAAAACUGUUGUCACAUAAUCGACAUGGAUGGCGAUAGCACCACCAGCACCACCACCGCCUCGGCGGCCACUGGAACCACACUCAAUUGCAAUAAUGUCCUAUAUGAUUACGGAGCGGUCGGUGAGGAUGACGGGGAGCAGGACGAAGAGGAUGAUGAGGACUCCGAGGAGGAGUACAGAUCCUUUGUCUGCCGCCACUGCCAGAGGCCGCAGCAGGCGGUGGUGCAGCAAACCAGAUCCGGUCGACGAUCGCAGUCGCAGUCCAAGUCACGCAAGCGCAGCAAGAGCAGGAAGCGCCACCAGAGCAAACAGGGUCACCAUCAGGGCCAGCAUGGCCAGCAGGGUCACCAUGGUCACCAUGGUCACCAUGGUCAGCAGCUGACCCGGUGGCCGGAAAUCAAUGUGGCCAACGAGCAGGCCAUUCGCUUCCGGUGUCCGCAGGUGGGGCCGCAGGUGGGUCGCGACCUUCACACCCCCCAGCCCAUGCACUUCCAUCACCCCCAGUCGCAGAGCCAGAAGGCCAAGAGCAGCAAGUCCCGACCGCGGAAGCAACGGGCAUGCCCAGCUGCUCCGCUAUCGAAAGCAGCAGCAGCAGCAGCAGCAGCAGCAGCAGCAUCUGGCCCAUCUGCACCACCUGCGCCACCAGCAGAGCCGCCACAGCUAGCGCCCUCCGAACUGCACCCCCUUCCACCCCUCAACGUGAUUGUGGGCGGGGCCGACGAGGUCGAGGUCGAUCCGCAGCAGCCACAACCGCCCACCACCCCCGACUCGCCGUCGCUGGUCACCGUGAGCACCUGGUACACGGUGGCCAAGCAGGGGGUCUCCUGCUAAUCGCGGUGAGCAGUGAGUAUCCUUGCCAUCACCACCCAACCACCCAACCACCAAGCUACCCAACCACCAAGCCACCCAACCAACCAAUCACAUUGCACCCCAGUGAAAGGAUGGCAUUGAUAUCUCUAGAUGCCUAAAAUCGUUUUCAAAUUGAUAAGCAACGUCUAAGAGUAUGCAUACUGAAUACGCUAUCGGUACUUGUCCAUAAAAUGCAAUUUUGAAACCAAAAGGAGACUUUAAAUUAUUUUAAGCCCCUAGAGAUCUGUGUGGCAUCCCCCAGUAAAACGCUUUUCCGUUUCGGUGUUUGAAUAUAUGUAUACAAUAUAUAUAUUUUGUGCUUAAAUAAUUAUAUAUGUGUGUUUCAGGGUGGAUCUCUGAAAAAUUGAAAUUGGCAAUAACUAAAGUUGUUACAAAAUUGUAUCAUUAUUAAAAAUAAUAUUAAUUGUCUUUAGUAAUUAAAAUCAAAUUUGUCUUUAAUUUUAAUAGAGCUUCAACAUAAAUUUUAGUUUCCUAACUGUUUGUUUACUCACCUACCAAAAAAGAAAACAUUGUAAAAAAAAAGCUGAAAAAUUGUAAAUAAAUAACUUUAGAUAUUGAUUUAAACGUAUAUUUUAAAUAUAAUUGGUUAAUAGAGCUGAGAUCCGCCCGACUGUGCAUUAUGUUUCCGAUUUAUCAUAUAAUUUGUACUAUAAUUAGCCAAAUGAAGUUUACAAGAAAUUUAAACCGUUCUCUGUGUGUAUUGAUUGAUGUUGCAAACUGUCAAAUGUGUUAUAGUCUUAAAUACGUAUAAAAAUCUUUAGAAAAUGUAAGUGAAAAUGAACCAAAAUGGAAAAUAUAUGAAAAGCAUUAAAACGUGUUCUUUACGUUUCCUUCAGUUAUAUUAUUUGUGCCCAGAAAAGUCUUCUUAGAAAUGUUGUUAGAUGUCCUAGAGUUAAAUAAAUUGCCGUUAGCUGUGAUGGAAAACAAAGUAUAUUAAACCACAAAAAAAACUUUAAUAUUAAUUGUAAAAAUAUGGAUGAUUCCAUCAAAAAAUGUGGGAGAUAAUUGCUCAAACAAAAAUGCUUGCUAUAUAUUAAGUGUGUGGGUGUGUUUUGAAUGUGUGUGUGUGUGUGCAUUGAAAAAGCUGGAGAGAACUUUUUUGUCAGAUUAAUUUGUAACAUUUUGAAUGCUUCACUUUGAGGUUUUUUCUUGGAACUGUUCCGACUAAAAGCGAAAAUUGAAACGGUGUCGUUUCGUUAAUUAAAUUUUGUAAAAUACCCAGAAAUCAUAUUAAAUAAACAUAUAUGCAGAUAUGCAGAUUAAUGAACUGACCAAUUUUAGCCAAUCAUUUGGCUUUAACAAAAAACACUGUUGGCAUUCAAAUGCAAAUUGAAUAUUGAAUUGGUCUAUGACAAAAAAUGAGUGAAAUAACCAAGUUGUUUUAAUUGAAAGCAGCUUUAUACUUUAUUGGAUAAAUGUAAAAGGCUGCCAGUUGAAUUCAAUUCGAUUUGCAUUAUUUCACAUAGAAAUUCGUGUUCUUCAAACUGUUGAAGUUUGCUGAGCGUUAACUUUUUUGCUAACUGUUAUUGCUUGUCAUGCUUUUGUUGUUGUUUUCAUUAUGCCACAUUGGACACACCAAGGAGACACACGCACACCUGCACACCAAGACACCAACACACCGACACCCGCAUACAUGCAAGGCAAAAUCAACAAGGAUGCAAACGCAUGGGAAUUGAAAUUCGUGUAUGGCAAUUAAAAUAUCUGCUUUCUUUCUCUCCCUUUCUCUUUCUCUCUCUCUCUUCUCUUUUUCUCUCUCUCUUUCUCUCUCAUCCUGGCCCGCACACACAUUACUCACACACUCGCUUAAAUAAACACACACACAUGUGCAGAAAUUUGCAUAGAAACUAAAUGAAAUGCGUAGCAAGAAAGACAACACGAAUCUGCCAAAAUAAAAAUCCAGGUACCGCACGUCCAUUAAUAUGCAAUUAUGGAUGUGUUUGUGCAAUUGUGAAAAUAAUGAAAGUGUGCGGAAAAAUUGGAAUGGCCAACGAAAACACGAUUUUAUCGGCAUAAUUGUCUGGGUUGCAUUUAAACGGACGCAAGCAGUGCAGCGCAGUUCUCAAGUGUAAGUAAAUUGUCGCACCGGAAGUGCCACUACUUGCGCCCAAAAACACAGAUACAUAUGUAUAUGGAAAUUGACAGUGUGUGAGUGCUCGCAACUUACACGGAACCCAUUGAAAAUUGAAAAUGUACGAAACGAAAGCUUUACACAAUGAAACUAAAACUAAAACUAAAAAACUUACUCUUAACGAUUUAAUGAAACAUAAAUAGAGAGAAAUUUAAUCUACACAGAAUCUAUAUUUAUACGAAAUGAAAAUAGCAAGGAAAAAUACUAAUUACAUUAAAUUGGAACCAGUUUGACUUUCUAUUUGAAAUAUAUGUAAACACACGACACACACACACACACACACAUACAUGCACAAGCAAAUGCCUGUGGGUAAAUAAAUGUGUAAAUCAAAAUAAUAGCCGCAAAUACAAAAGCGACGUGAAGGAGAAUGGAGAAUUGGAGAAAUGCUCCCCAGGGCGAAUACGUAAUGUUGAGUGUAUUGUUUCUGCGCAUAUAUUCUCCAUUAGCAAAUUAGUGACAAUGAUGAAAUGUCAUCAAGUCGGCCGGCAAUAUGUACAAUAUACAUCUGGUGUGUGUGCCUGUUGUGUGUGCGGGUGUGCAAGCUAAAUCAAAUAAAAACAAAUGUUUGAAUCAGAAAUUGGACCACAGCAAACAAAGAAGUAGCAUAAAAUGAUAUCCACUGUAUAUGCAUAUUAUAUUUACAUAUGUAUAUAUAUAAAUAUAUAUAUAUAUAUAUAUAUACAAAGAAUAUAUAUUGAUAUAUACCAGGCAUACAGUAUCUAUCAAGUGCAUAGGUGUGUAAUUGUAAUUUUUUGUAGCUAGAACUAAGGGACACACAGAAAAUAAAUGGAGAACUAUUAGAAAUAGAUAAUUGGAAAUUGGAUUAAUUGGACAUCUUGUUGUACAUAGUUAGUGAGUGGUUUUUUUCGCCGUUAAACCAACUACAAAUCUUUCUCUAUAUUAACUCUAAACUCAAAGUAAUUGUUGCAUUUUUAAGCCCUUUAAAUACAUAGCUGUGUACUUAGCUGUAGUCUUCCAGAAGUAAUCGAACAAAAAUCGAACCGAAAUGCAGAUGAUAACUCUAUUCCACUUAGAUUGAACCUGUAGCAAAUUUGUACCUUAGCCGAAACACCCACAAAAAGCUUUCAAAAACAAUAAAACUCUCUUCUUAAUAGACAAAAAACCAAA
Molecule: messenger RNA, 5966 nt
Organism: Drosophila yakuba
Lineage: Eukaryota; Metazoa; Arthropoda; Insecta; Diptera; Drosophilidae
Exons: 7
Coding region: 365-2671 (768 amino acids)
Molecular function (GO): calcium ion binding
Source: RefSeq, a predicted model, not a curated record